Gadus chalcogrammus (walleye pollock) is the source of this 1427-nucleotide messenger RNA. RefSeq names its product protein phosphatase 1 regulatory subunit 37. Gene Ontology annotation, molecular function: protein binding. Lineage: Eukaryota; Metazoa; Chordata; Actinopteri; Gadiformes; Gadidae. The record is from RefSeq and is a predicted model, not a curated record. The transcript has 11 exons. Bases 25 to 1419 code for a protein of 464 amino acids.
GGGCAGUGGAGUUGUAGGAGAAGGAUGGCCAGGUGUAGCGACAAGGAGAAGGAUGAGGAGGAGGAGAACUACGAUGGGCCAGAAACAAAGAGUAGCAAAGGGGAAAGGCACGUAUCUUUCCCGCCGGAUGAAAAGAUGGUGUCCGGCUUCGCGGAAUACACAGACAGACAUGUUGACAGCUGCCUCACCUUGACAGAGGUAAGCCUGGCCUACCGCAGGAGCUGUGACAGACACCAGGUGGAGCCCAGAGUGUGCAUUCUGGAGCAGCUCAAGAUGGGGACUUGUGUAAGGGGAAGGAUGAAACGUCUGGAUCUGGGAGGUGAGCGAUUAGACCUGGGUUCCUGCGAGGCACUGGAAGUCGUUCUUAAAUCGCUAUGCUUUGAUUUCAUCAAUCUCCGCGCGGCCCGACUAGAGGAAAAUGGAGCGUCAUCCUUGUUGGAUAUGAUUUCAUACUAUGAAUCCACGGCGUACCUUGACCUGUCUGACAACACCCAUGUGGGGACGUCCGCCUGGAGGGCCCUCGCUCAUUUGAUAAAGCAGAGUGUGUGUCUGUCCAGGCUGGACCUGUGCAGCGUGUCCAUGGUGGCCCACGGGGCCAGGACGCUGUCUAAAGCUCUGCAGACCAGCCACCUGGCCGUCCUGCACCUCGACAACUCCCAGCUCAGCGGCACUCCCCUCUUCUCCCUGGUGGGCGCGUUGAAGUCCAACCGAGCCCUGCUGGAGCUCCAUCUCUCCAACAACAUGCUCAACAGCUACCAGGACUCCAUGCAGCUGGGGGACCUUCUCAGAUACAACCAUACCCUGCAGACACUGGUGCUCAGCGACAACGCCAUAGCAGACGACGGUCUGGAGGAGGUGUGCGAGGGCCUGAGACUGCAGAUGGGCGGUCUGAAGGUGUUGCUGCUUAAAAACAACCAGAUCACCGCUGAUGGCAUGCUCCAUCUGGCCAAGGCCCUGCCUGUGCUUGAGACCUUGGAGGUGUUGGAUAUGGGAAACAACAGCCUGGGAAACAGAGGGCUACAAACACUGAAAGAGGCUCUGAUGGCCAACCACUCCCUGCUGCACCUUGGCGUGGCCUGCACCCAGAUCACCUGCGAGGGUGCUGUGGUCUUGGCUGAGUACCUGGCGGAGAGCCCCCAGAUCAAGCAACUGGAUCUACAGGGCAACGAGGUGAGGCUGGGGGGCCUCAUGGCCCUCUGUCUGGCCCUGAGGAUCAACCUCUCUCUGGCCACGCUGGAUCUGGACAGCACGCCCAACCAAGAGCAGGACGAGUUCCUGGUGCAGACUCAGAAACGGCUGCGCUCGGAGAUUGGUGAACUAUGCCUGGCCAAUGGCAGCCGAGCCGCAGUCGCCACGGAAACCGCAGAGUCACCACCGGGGGAGCCUCCCGAGGGGCCCGUUGAGGAUGUCGUAUCGUGACGGGGAUG